Molecule: messenger RNA, 2236 nt
Organism: Erigeron canadensis
Lineage: Eukaryota; Viridiplantae; Streptophyta; Magnoliopsida; Asterales; Asteraceae
Product: F-box protein At2g02240-like
Exons: 6
Coding region: 17-2017 (666 amino acids)
Biological process (GO): protein autophosphorylation
Cellular component (GO): plasma membrane; plasmodesma
Molecular function (GO): transmembrane receptor protein tyrosine kinase activity; ATP binding
Source: RefSeq, a predicted model, not a curated record
UAAGGACACGCUAAAAAUGUCAUUCGAUGACAUAAAGUUUGAAGGAGAAACCGUCGGUGAUAACAGCUGCAAUAUAACCAGAGGCCUCGGGAUGGUAUACAAUGGAGAAUGUCAAUACAAUAAUGGUUGUAAGGAGGUUGUUGUAGAGCAGUUGAGAAGAUCUAUUCUAGAAUCUGGUAUUUGCAGAGAGUUUGAAAUUCCUUUCAAGCGCAGACAUGAAAAUAUAGUCGAUCUUGUAGGCUAUUGUAAGACCAUGGAUGAAAAAUUCAUUGUUUAUGAACAUGCAUCUAACCAAAGCCUCGACUUGUAUUUAAACGAUGCUGAUUUUUCAUGGACCAAACGACUUAAGAUAUGCACUGAUAUUGCCAAGGGGUUAGAUUUUCUUCACAAAUGUGAUGCAGGACAAGAAGUGGUGAUACAUAGGGACUUGAAAAGUUCUAAUAUUCUACUAACAGGGGACUGGAAAGCAAAAAUCAGCGGGUUUGAGCAUUCUGUAAUAUGUCCAACUAAUCAGGAUAAACAUUUCUUAACCAAAGAAUCUGACAUUUACUCAUUUGGUGUGAUUUUAUUUGAAGUAUUAUGUGGGAGAUCAGCGUGUCAUGAGGAGAUGAGUAUCUGCGAUUCAGCUAAGCAUCAGCGUACCAUAGGAAAACUUGAUGAUAUAGUGUUUGAUGGCAUAAAGAAACAAAUUGUACAAAAAUCAUUGGUUACAUUUCAAAGAAUUGCCAUUCAAUGCUUAAAUGAUGAAAUAAAAGAACGACCAACAGCUGGUGCGAUUUUAGAACAACUUCAAAAAGCAUUGGAAUAUCAAGAGGAUAUUGAAAUCUGGAAGAACAAAUUGCCUGUAAACUACAUAGAUAUACUUAAGCUUUCAAAGUCUCCUGAAAUAUAUUUCACUAUGUGGAAAAAGGAUAUCUACAACAUGUUUACCAAGGGAAUCUCCCUUCAAGAUGGCAAAUUGUGGUUUUCAAUUGGAAGUAAUGAAGAAAGGAAGGAGAUAAUUUCAGCCACAACAUUUUUAUAUAAAAACCGUUGGUCACGUAGGUGGCAAUCUAUCCAAAUAUCAAGGUUUAAAAAAGUAGCAGAGAUGUUAGAUGUUGCAAAUCUAAAUAUCCACAUCACAAAAAGCACAAAACUUUUACUUCCAGAUGUUAAAUACAACGUUCAUCUUGUGUUCAAGUUUUGUUAUCCGAGAAAAUCUCAUGCUGACCGGAUGUAUGUGAACCUAAAGUACAAAAUGGGUAAUCAAAACUUAAAUGCAUAUUUUGCGACAAUGAGAAACGACAAAUGGCUGAUGAUUGAAUUGUGUCGAUUCUCAAAUCAAAAGGAGGAAACAAAUGUUGACAUUUUACUGGAAAGCUUUACACGAUGCUAUUGCGACAGUCGUGCCAUCUAUAUUGAAGGCAUUGAGUUUCAAGCCCUAGACAAUGUGAAACAAGAAGAAAUUAAGAAGUCAGAAAACAAUGAGCAAGUUUCAAAGAAGAGAAAAUUUGAUGAGUUUUCUGACCAAUCCUUUGAGGAACCGCCUUCUUCUAGUGUGAGCAUUGAGGUUCCUGCAGAGCAGGUUCUAUAUGACACUUCAAAUAAGAAGCUUUCUUUAUCAAGUCUCUCGUUCCAAUCCAGAUCUGAAGGCGAGGGAAUUGAGCUUCCAAGACAGCAAGUAUUUCGCAUCAAGUGCAAUAUUGGAAGUCAAAUGGGGUCCCCAAAUACAAAAGUCGUCGUGUGUUACCUUGUAUUCAAGCUUUCAGAUAAGUGUAGAGGGUUGCAUUGCCCAGUAAUAGUACGAGAUCAAUCCAACUGGGGACAGAAAGAGACUGGAAUUCUUUAUUUUAGAUCUCCAAGCCCAUGGAAUUUAGUUGCGACUGAUCGAGUUCCAAAGAAGAGGGGAGACGGAUGGAUGGAGGUUAUAGUAGCGAUAUUCAACUCAGAUUGUCGUUUCUUGAACUUGAAACUCAGCACUUACGAAGGAACCAUGUCUGGCCUUAUUCUGCGUAGCCUCGAGUUUCGACCAUCGUAAGGAUACAACUAGCAUCUGUUUUCUCGAAAAAAAUUUAUUCACUGUUAGUAUUGGCUCGACAUUCGAGUUUCGACCAUCGUAAGAAUACAUCUAGGUCGUUUUUUCCUUCACUGUGUAUAAAUUACUAGAUGGAAAUCCAACCAACUCGUUAUAAUCAAGUUUUCUUAUUAACAAAUCUUCUGAAAUGAGAAGAAGUAGCCGACGAUUUCUUGACGGAUA